Molecule: messenger RNA, 8755 nt
Organism: Zalophus californianus (California sea lion)
Lineage: Eukaryota; Metazoa; Chordata; Mammalia; Carnivora; Otariidae
Gene: STXBP5L
Product: syntaxin binding protein 5 like
Exons: 30
Coding region: 457-4176 (1239 amino acids)
Biological process (GO): regulation of protein secretion; regulation of exocytosis
Cellular component (GO): SNARE complex; cytoplasm; plasma membrane
Molecular function (GO): myosin II binding; GTPase activator activity; syntaxin binding
Source: RefSeq, a predicted model, not a curated record
GAUGUUUUGGGGUCUGGCUGUUGGGGGUGGGGAAUGGAAAAAGGCCUACCCCUCAUUACCUACUGAAAAAAAAAAGGGAGCGUUGAAGAUGAUGGGGGGAGAGCCCAGAUGGUGGUAGUAGAGUAAAUACCGGCUCUUCCACCGCACAACCCCAACAUCGUUUUUCUGAAAAUAUUCUGAGCUGAACCUUUAGAAGGAAAGCCCGCCCUUAAGAGAGAGAGUCUUGGUCUGUUGGACUCCGGCCUGAUUGUAUAAUAAUAAUAAUGAUGAUAUAAUGCUAAUGACGAUGAUGACACUGCCUUUUAUUUUUACCCCAGUGCUGAUAAAGCGUAGCUACAGCUGGGGAUAAAGCCCUUGAAAAUUUGAUGUAUGAGGAGGAAAUACUGUUGCUUUUAGAGUUAUAUUUUAUUAUUUCUUUUUAAAGGAUGUUCUUUUUUUGGACUAAAAUUUGACAAAAUGAAUUUUUUUAAAAUGAAGAAGUUUAAUUUCCGAAAAGUUUUGGAUGGCUUAACUGCCUCCUCCCCUGGCAGUGGUAGCAGCAGUGGCAGUAACAGUGGUGGUGGGGCUGCAAGUGGUUCCAUACAUCCAGGAGGGACUGCAGGGAUUCUCAAAGAGGAGAUUCAGGAAACCCUGACUUCAGAGUACUUCCAGAUUUGCAAGACAGUUCGGCAUGGUUUUCCUUAUCAGCCCACAGCAUUAGCCUUUGAUCCAGUUCAGAAAAUCUUGGCUAUUGGGACAAGAACAGGUGCUAUACGAAUACUUGGGAGACCUGGCGUUGAUUGUUAUUGCCAACAUGAGAGUGGUGCAGCUGUCCUGCAGCUCCAAUUCUUGAUCAAUGAGGGUGCUUUGGUUAGUGCAAGUUCAGAUGAUACCCUUCAUUUGUGGAAUCUUAGACAAAAAAGGCCAGCUAUUCUUCAUUCUCUUAAAUUUAACCGAGAACGAAUUACUUACUGUCAUCUACCUUUCCAGAGUAAAUGGCUCUAUGUUGGAACAGAAAGAGGAAAUACACAUAUUGUAAAUAUUGAAUCUUUCAUUCUUUCUGGAUAUGUUAUCAUGUGGAACAAGGCAAUUGAGCUAUCCACAAAGACUCAUCCAGGUCCAGUUGUACAUUUAAGUGAUAGCCCAAGAGACGAAGGGAAACUGCUGAUAGGUUAUGAAAAUGGUACUGUAGUAUUCUGGGACUUGAAAUCUAAAAGAGCAGAACUAAGAGUUUAUUAUGAUGAGGCUAUCCAUUCAAUUGAUUGGCAUCAUGAGGGCAAACAAUUCAUGUGCAGCCAUUCAGAUGGUAGCUUGACCUUAUGGAACCUGAAAAGCCCAAGUCGUCCUUUCCAGACCACAAUUCCACAUGGAAAAAGUCAAAGAGAGGGAAGAAAAUCUGAAUCUUGUAAACCAAUUCUUAAAGUAGAAUACAAGACCUGUAGAAACAGUGAACCCUUCAUAAUAUUUUCUGGUGGAUUGUCCUAUGACAAAGCUUGCAGAAGACCAAGUUUAACCAUCAUGCAUGGAAAAGCAAUUACAGUGCUUGAAAUGGAUCAUCCUAUUGUUGAAUUUCUUACUUUAUGUGAAACACCCUAUCCAAAUGAAUUUCAAGAACCUUAUGCUGUUGUAGUACUUCUGGAAAAAGAUCUCAUUGUAGUUGAUCUGACACAAAGCAAUUUUCCAAUCUUUGAAAAUCCAUAUCCCAUGGACAUUCAUGAAUCACCAGUUACAUGCACAGCAUACUUUGCUGAUUGCCCACCAGAUCUGAUUCUAGUACUCUACUCUAUAGGAGUCAAGCAUAAAAAACAAGGAUACAGUAAUAAGGAGUGGCCAAUCAGUGGAGGAGCUUGGAACCUUGGAACACAAACAUAUCCAGAAAUUAUUAUUACUGGUCAUGCAGACGGAUCAAUAAAAUUUUGGGAUGCUUCUGCAAUAACUCUGCAAAUGCUGUACAAGCUAAAAACUUCAAAAGUGUUUGAAAAACAGAAGGUAGGAGAAGGAAAACCAACAUGUGAAAUUAUAGAGGAAGAUCCAUAUGCCAUUCAGAUGAUUUACUGGUGUCCAGAGAGCAGAAUAUUCUGUGUAUCAGGAGUCUCUGCAUAUGUCAUAAUUUAUAAAUUCAGCAGACAUGAAAUAACAACAGAAAUAGUGUCAUUAGAGGCACGACUUCAGUAUGAUAUUGAAGAUAUUAUUACCCCAGAACCAGAAACAAGUCCUCCAUUUCCAGAUCUCUCAUCCCAGCUUCCUUCUUCAAGGAGUCUUUCUGGAAGCACUAACACUGUGGCUAGUGAAGGAGGAACAAAGGACAGUAUCCCAUGCCUCAAUGUUAAGACGCGACCAGUGAGGAUGCCUCCAGGGUAUCAAGCAGAGCUUGUUAUUCAGUUGGUGUGGGUGGAUGGUGAGCCUCCCCAACAGAUUACUAGUCUUGCUGUAAACUCAGCAUAUGGAAUAGUUGCAUUUGGGAACUGCAAUGGGUUGGCUGUGGUGGAUUUUAUACAGAAGACAGUACUGUUAAGCAUGGGGACCAUUGACCUAUAUAGAUCAAGUGACCUAUACCAACGUCAACCACGGUCACCUCGAAAAAACAAGCAGUUCAUUGCAGACAACUUUUGCAUGCGUGGCCUGUCUAACCUUUAUCCUGAUUUAACGAAACGGAUCCGUACUUCCUAUCAGAGUUUAACUGAGCUAAAUGACAGUCCAGUUCCCCUGGAACUCGAACGCUGCAAGUCUCCCACUUCAGGACUUGCUACCAGAACUCCUGAGGCAGCACCAGGCUUUUAUAGGAAUGAAAUACCAUCUGUGAGACAGCGAAAUCAAGUACAUCACUUGCCAGUUAAAGGAUCAAGAAAGUUAAGUCUGCCAACAGAUCUUAAGGCUGAUCUUGAUCAUGUAAAUGGACACUGCACAAGUCCAACCUCUCAGAGUUGCAGUUCUGGAAAACGUCUGUCAAGUGCUGAUGUUUCAAAAGUAAAUCGCUGGGGUCCUGGAAGACCACCAUUUCGGAAAGCACAAUCAGCUGCUUGCAUGGAAAUUUCUUUACCAGUCACAACAGAAGAAAGCCGAGAAAAUUCCUAUAAUCGUUCUAGAAGCUCUAGCAUCUCCAGUAUUGACAAAGAUUCGAAAGAAGCAAUUACAGCACUAUACUUCAUGGAGUCCUUUGCUCGGAAAAAUGACCCUAAGGUGUCCCCUUGUUUGUUUGUUGGAACUAGUCUGGGAAUGGUUUUAAUCAUCUCCCUGAACUUACCUUCAGCAGAUGAACAAAGAUUUACAGAGCCAGUCAUGGUAUUGCCAAGUGGUACAUUCCUCUCACUGAAAGGAGCUGUGCUAACAUUCUCCUGUAUGGACCGAAAUGGCGGAUUAAUGCAACCGCCAUAUGAAGUUUGGAGGGAUCCAAACAACGUAGAUGAAAAUGAAAAAUCUUGGAGAAGGAAACUGGUCAUGAACUGCCCUUCUCCAUCCCAAGAAAUAGGAGAUCAUCAGUAUACAAUAAUCUGCUCAGAAAAACAAGCCAAAGUCUUCUCAUUGCCUUCUCAGACUUGUCUUUAUGUUCAUAACAUCACCGAGACAUCUUUUAUACUGCAAGCAGAUGUGGUGGUCAUGUGUAACAGUGCCUGCUUGGCAUGCUUUUGUGCCAAUGGGCAUAUCAUGAUAAUGAGCCUACCUAGUCUUCGCCCAAUGUUGGAUGUUAAUUAUUUGCCACUGACAGACAUGAGGAUAGCACGGACAUUUUGUUUUACCAAUGAAGGCCAGGCAUUAUACCUCGUCUCUCCUACUGAAAUUCAGCGGUUAACAUACAGCCAAGAGAUGUGUGAUAAUCUUCAGGACAUGCUAGGAGAUUUGUUUACUCCCAUUGAGACACCAGAAGCUCAAAACAGAGGCUUUCUCAAGGGACUGUUUGGUGGAAGUGGACAAACAUUUGACAGAGAAGAGCUCUUUGGGGAAGCUUCAGCAGGAAGAGCAUCUCGCAGCUUGGCACAGCACAUUCCCGGACCAGGCGGUAUAGAAGGGAUGAAAGGCGCUGCCGGAGGGGUGAUGGGAGAGCUGACACGCGCUCGGAUCGCACUUGAUGAGAGAGGACAGAGGCUAGGAGAGCUGGAGGAGAAGACUGCAGGCAUGAUGACCAGCGCAGAAGCAUUUUCGAAACAUGCACAUGAGUUAAUGCUGAAAUAUAAGGAUAAGAAAUGGUACCAAUUCUAAACUUCUAAAGAAGCUGUGACUGCUUUGAGAAACCAUUAUUCAGGGAAACCAAAUUUAUUCCCAGCAUCACUAUUCAACUUGCUAGAAGCCAGUUUCUUCUACAAAAUGUUCCAUUACAGUCCAUCUGAAGUUAUUAUAAGGGAAAUUUAUUAGACACUGUACAACCCAAAGGCGGGAACCCUGGUUAAAAUCCCAAGACACAGCUGAAUUUGCCUUUUCCCAACCUGGAAUGGAGCUAUCAUCUUGGCCUGUCAUUUGCUAAGGAUUUGCAUUUAGGAACUACGGGGAGUCCUUCUGAUUUGAAAAAAUCCUGCACAAACAAAAGCAUUAAUGCACUUAAUGAAAAAAAAAUCUUUGCAUGAUAAAUUAACAUCUUAAGAGGAAAAGAAAAAAAAGCAUGUUGUGACAGAAGAAAAAAAGAUUUAUGGCAAACUAUUUUUAUAAAUUGGGCCACACCUGACAAUUUAAAAAAUCUGCAUUAGAAGAUAUCAGUGUAUUUCAAGUAACUUUACCAUACCCAACUGAAAAAGAAAAGAAAACCAGAGUUUUCUUCUCAUCUAUAACUUUCAUUAUACUAGGACAUUAUUGAAUUCUUAUGGCAAGAGUCUGAUUAAUGUUUGUCUUUCCAUAAUAUUUUACAUCAUCACCGUUAUCAGUCAUAAUCGAGUAUUGCCAGGAUAGUAAGUCAUUCCUCACACAGUAACUUCCAUUUGUCACCUUCAGAACAAUUGGCUAUUUUUAGUCAUAAACCGUGCAGGGUUGGGUCACCUCAAAGCAUUUUUUCAGCUUGGCUUGUGCUCUGCAGGGGAGUUGAUGAUAAGUUGGGGGAAACUAGACUACAGGAACAGUGCAGUUAGCUUUGAGAACUGAUUUCACACACUCUGGUUUCAGUUUCUAAAGGGAUAUGUUUUUAAUGCUCCAUUUGUAUCUUUGUCUGCCAAUUACACAGUAUAUUACUGUUCAAGCCCAGUGGUGUCUUCAAUCCAAAGGUGCUCUUGCAGCCUGACACUCACAGACCAAACUGGUCAUUCUCUUUAAUAUGAUUCAGUAAAACCUCAGUUAAUGUUUUGGGAAAGAGAUUCUGAUUUACUACAUUUCUGAUUAACAAGGGCUUUCAUUAGUAAAUACUUUUUGGUUCAAUACUUAUUAUUGAAAAUCUUUAUAAAAUGUGGUAUUUUUGCUAUGUUGGCCUUAGUCACCAUUAUGGACAACAGAACUACAGAGAGAAUUUAAUGAUACAAAAUGAAUAAUUUUGUCACUCUUUAGGCUAAAUGAUAUAAGCCACAAAUUAUGUCAGUAGAUACCGAACACCUUUUCCUUAUUAAAAACUCUUUUAAAAGUGAAAUAAGGCAUACCCUUAAUAUGAUAAAAAUUGUCUGUCAUAACAGCGAGGCUCUAGAGAUAAAUAAAUAAAGACACCUGCUAUCAUUAUUUAACAUGAUUCUGGAAAUUAAAAGUCAUAGAAAAUGAAUAUAUGCAGGUUCUUGUACCCAUCCUGUAAUAUGUUGUUCCUUCAAAGAGAAUUUAAAAAAAAUUAAUAGGUUUGGCUUAAUGAAUUUUGAUUAUUCCAGGUCUUAGCAGAUUUGCAUUUGUGUUUCCUAGGAAUUCAUCAUUUUUCCUGAAAUCCAGGUUAUUUUAGUAGUCCCAAAUAGUAUUUGUUUUUUUAGAUUUUUUAAUUCUUAGUGUAUUUUUUUGAAGUGGCAAUUCCUUUAAAUGUUCUCAGUAAUUUUGAAAAAAGAUAGAGUCAGAAAAUGUAUACUUCAUCUCCCCAACUCCUGAUUAGUGGAAUACAAAUUAAUGAGGUUUUACUGUAUCAGAAUUAUUUUUAUAAUUCAAAGAGACAGCAAUAACAAGAAUCUGAUGUGGAUGUGAUUUUUCUCUUUGAACUUUUCUGUUCUGUUGCACUGACCUUAGCAUGCAUGUGCAUGCACACACACCAUCACAACCACCACCACCAUCUUAUCAUCAUCAUCUUUGGAAAAUGAGCACUGUUGAUCCAUGUAAUUCUUUACAUCUCUCUUCUCCACUGUUUAAAUGUCUUGCCUCUAUCUUGGAACAUAAGAAAAAUACUCCUAGUAACUUGGACAAUGAUAGAGAAAAUAACUCUGAGUCUUUGUCAUCAAAAUUACAUUAUAUCUACUAUGGUGGCUUCAGAAGAGAAGGCUUGCAAACCACAGUCUCCAAGUUGACUUUAUCUCCCUAUGACUCCCUCAGGAGAUAAGCCCUUCUUAGUGUCCCAGGGGAAAAUGGGUCUUUGUGCUCUAUUCACCAAUAAGAAGCGAGAAAUAUUUGUUUUCCUGAUUCUAAUAAUGUGAGCAGUAAUCCCUACCAUGAAAUCAUCCAUUAACCUUGGUGUUUGGAGGGAAGGAUGAUUGAUUUAUCAUUUAUUUUAAUCCCUUACAACUUUGCUUCCUACACUUAAGACUCAGACUUAGUGCCCCAAUCACCAUAGGGGCCAUCACCUAACUUUGGAAGGAUAGUGACAGAACUGAGAGAGAUGUUUCCCGAUAAUUUAGUCAUAAAGACAAUUUUUCAAAUCUUUUAUAUAGCCUUGGAGUGAUUCUCAAGUUAAUAAAUCAGAAUCCAGGUUUCUAUUCCUCAAAGAUCUUAAGGGAUUAUAAAAGGAAAAAGUUUAUUGUUGGAGUCCCUUUUUAUGUGACCUAUGUGUCCAAUUUUAAAUGUACCAUCUAUCUGUUAUCGGCAUUAAGGGUUCUCCAGGGCUUAGAGAAAGAAAGAGAGAGAGAGAGAGAGAUUAUGCCCAAGGUUGGUUGAAGAAGAUGAAAAUGAGCUCUUUUAAAUACUUGGUUAUAAAAUGUUUGGCAGAAGGGAAAAAUGAAAAAGGUCUAGAAAAGUAAGCUAAAUAUCCUCUCCUUGGUUUAGGAUCAUUGGGACAACCCAGAAGAAUAUCUGUGAUUACAGUCUGACCCUAUGGAAAGACAUUACAACUUGACUAUUUUCUUUGAGAGGCAAUGCCAAAAAGACUCAGACAUUUCUAUCAGGGUUUGUUCUUUGCAUCAGGAGAAAAGUGGUAGCCGUCACAGCUUCCUCACCUUUGUCUUCUGUAACACCAACCCCAUUACUGACUACAUACUAUUUCAUAUACACACUGCUCCAGGUGCCAGAGAUACUUGCCAGUAAGUCAUGUAUUCUGGAUGGCACCAUCACAGGGAGUAUGGUUGUUGUGUAGCAAGUUUAGCAUACAUAUUUGCGUAUAACAUAGCCCUAAAGGGAUAAAAUGCAGAAGAUAAGGUCUGACUUUGCAAAGUAAGAGGAAGUGCCAAUUUGGUGCAAGAGGACUGGGGUGGGGAGGGACAUGAGAGCCAGAGUUAAGUGGAAGAGGUUUUGAUGAGAAACUAGAGGCACAGAUGGCUGCUUUUAUUUAUAUAUUUAUGUAGGGAACUGAUUCUCAACCUUGGCUGUACAUGAGAAUCACCUAAGAAGCUUUUACAAUUCCAAUUAUAUCAAAAGCUCUUGGAGUGGGACCUGAACAUUGUUAUUUUUGAAAGCCCCCAAUAUGGUUCCAGUGUCAGCCAAGGCUGACAAACACAGCUUUAUGGCCGAUUAAGGAAGACACAUUUGUCUACCUCGGCUGGUAUCCAAGCCCCACUUCUGAGGAGUCGUGGAAGGCAAGAUGCAAGAGAUACAGUGUUGUCUGGAUUGAGAAUUAUUGUGUUGUAACCCAAAACAAAUGUUCUGUGCAAAUUUCUGACCAGGCAAUGCCCCACUGACUUUUAAUAAUUCUGUCUUUGUGAUUUUCUCCCAUGUGACUUGGCCAUUAUUCCUAUUCAAACAUCUAGGUUUUGAUUGUCUUAUACAUGUGACAUCACAAGAUACCAGAAGAAAUAUAAGAAAUUCAACAGAAUGCAAAGCUAAGUGGACAACUAAUUCUUAGUAGUUGGACAGUGGAAAUUAAAACAAUCAUUUAUUAAAUCAGGCCCAAAUUUAUUAUUCAUUUCUUCAUUUGGAGGAGACACGGGUACUAGGUACCUGUUCUGCUGUAGUAUAUUUUACUGGACUUGAUUUUAGCAAGAAGGAAGAAGAGCAGUUCCUUUUUGAUUGUUGUCUUAGCUCCCAGGGCCACUUAUAUUUUUUUUCUUAGUUAUUGGACAUGUGUUUAAAGGGAGAAGAGUGUCUUUAACUCACUGUCUGGACUUCAGUGCCCUGAGAGACUGUUUUCACCUUCAAAAAGGGAAAGCCUGCCUAUCCAAGGCAAUAACCCUCAAUGAGAAAAUGUGAGAGUUCUCUCCUCUCUUAGUGCUCCCCUCUGGUAUUGGCCUGUGCUUCUCAACUGCAAAGCCAGAAAAUAAACUAGGUGGUGGUCAUGGACAAGUGUACACAGAAUCAAAAUCUCUAAUAACCUAUAAUUUUUAGUACUUAAUUAUGUGAUGUUUUAUUCUAGGAAAUAAGAAACAGAUGACAUCAUUGAUGUAUCUUUCUUUCAUCUUCAGAAUUUUUGCAUCUUUUCAGAAAAUGACAAAUUACUAUUUUUCUGUUGCACUCAGCAAUUGUGACUAUACUUAAAAUUCUUGUAGUCUGUAGAGAUAUCAAUAAAAUUGUAUAUGUUUGUACAUAGAUGCUC